Messenger RNA from Puccinia graminis f. sp. tritici CRL 75-36-700-3, 684 nucleotides. RefSeq lists its product as uncharacterized. Lineage: Eukaryota; Fungi; Basidiomycota; Pucciniomycetes; Pucciniales; Pucciniaceae. The transcript is spliced from 5 exons. Gene Ontology annotation, biological process: phosphorelay signal transduction system. The record is from RefSeq and is a predicted model, not a curated record. Bases 1 to 684 code for a protein of 227 amino acids.
AUGAAGAUAGUUGAAAAUCUCGUGAGCCAAUUGUCCGAGUGUCGUAAGGAACAUGUACGGCGAUGGCUUGAAUGUGCAGACAGCGAAAGGUCACAAGCACUGUCCCGAGACAAGACCACCUGGGAUGCUCGCGUCACCCUUCCCUUCUAUUCUGCGGGUCGGAAACCUGCCGGAAUGCUGGAAAAACGGAGUGACGAACCCUUGCGGCAAUCAUUCCUCGUGAAUAUCAUCUUCAUAGUGAAGGGAAGAAGCCCAAACCACAGAGGUGUGCCAAUGAACGCGAAAGACUUACAGUGCAGGAUGAAGAUCUUAUUGGUGGAUGACAACCCGGUCAAUGUCCAGCUGGGCGCACGGCUUCUCGCUCUGCUCGGAUUCCAAGUCGACUCUGCCACCAAUGGCUAUGAGGCGGUCACCAAGGCCUGUUGCGGAUCGCCGUUCGAUCUGAUACUGAUGGAUUGCCAAAUGCCGGGCUUGGAUGGACUGUCAGCGACCCGAAAGAUCCGCGAAUACGAGUCACACCUGCCGAGUCCCGGGCGCAGCCGACCGGUGCCAAUCAUCGCCCUGACCACCAACGUGAGCGAGGCGAAUAAGGCGGACUGCAGGCGGAGCGGGAUGGACGGCUUCUUGCCCAAGCCCUUGCAGAUCAAUCUCUUGAAAUCAACCCUCCAAGCUUUCCUCGCUUGA